AUGAAUUCUAAGGAGUAUGAAAACAUUUUACAAGAGAAUAUAAGGGCAGUAAUCCAUGACCUGAAGCUGAAGAAACAGAGUGAUGCAACAAGAAAAUUACCUAAAGCACACAAUAAAUACAUGAAACAAUGGUUUGAAAAGGAAAAAGAUAAAAGUAAAGAAGCAAACAGGGCAACUUGUUCAACCGCAUUCAUUUUACAUUCAGAGAGAAAAAAUAACGCUGCCAAGACAGAUGAAAAGAAUAAUGUUUUGAAGAUGUCAAGUGAAGAGGACUGCGUGGCCAAAAUCAACAAGCCUGUGGCGUCAACACCAGUGCCCGGAUCACCAUGGUGUGUGGUAUGGACUGGAGAUGACAAAGUAUUCUUCUUCAACCCUACAAUACAACUAUCAGUUUGGGACAAGCCAAUAGACUUAAAGAAUCGAGUGGAUAUAAACAGAAUCAUUGAGGACCCCCCGCAUAAACGCAAACUGGAAUCUCCCACAACUGGCAAGAAAGAUGGACUGGUCCCAGAAGAUGCUAAUGAUGAACACAACUCCAAAAUUAAGAGAAAUAAGACAGAAGAUUCGCAUGCCAUUGAUCAAGUUGAAGAGGAAGAUGAAAAAUCAUCAUCCAUAAAAUCAGUGCCCCCUUUGGAGGAUCGGAUGAUAUGCUUUAGGAACAUGCUUCUUGAGAGAGGGGUGUCUGCAUUCUCCACAUGGGAAAAAGAGCUGCAUAAAAUCGUGUUUGAUCCUCGAUAUCUCUUAUUAAACUCAGAAGAACGAAAACAGCUAACAUCACAAAGAGUCGACCAGCUACAGUGUUUAAAUGUAGAUUCUUUUGUAAUGCAUUUCAUAGAAGGAGCAGAAAAAAAUGUAGUGAAGUAUAAAAAGAAAGAUUGCCAAGAUAACCAAGACAACUGUCACAAAGUACCAUCCAUUAGAGUACAUAAAGAAUUCCUCUUGAAAGAGCUAUUGAAUAAUUGA
Molecule: messenger RNA, 963 nt
Organism: Bufo gargarizans (Asiatic toad)
Lineage: Eukaryota; Metazoa; Chordata; Amphibia; Anura; Bufonidae
Product: transcription elongation regulator 1-like protein
Exons: 8
Coding region: 1-963 (320 amino acids)
Cellular component (GO): nucleus
Molecular function (GO): transcription coregulator activity; RNA polymerase binding
Source: RefSeq, a predicted model, not a curated record